Lontra canadensis (Northern American river otter) is the source of this 852-nucleotide messenger RNA. Its product is annotated as mediator of RNA polymerase II transcription subunit 6-like. NCBI's taxonomy places the organism in Eukaryota, Metazoa, Chordata, Mammalia, Carnivora, Mustelidae. Gene Ontology annotation, cellular component: mediator complex; core mediator complex. The record is from RefSeq and is a predicted model, not a curated record. Gene Ontology annotation, molecular function: transcription coactivator activity. Gene Ontology annotation, biological process: regulation of transcription by RNA polymerase II. The transcript has a single exon. The coding region runs from base 21 to 761 and encodes 246 amino acids.
CUGCGAGCGCUUUUAGAACUAUGGCGGCGGUGGAUAUUCGAGAUAAUCUGCUGGGAAUCUCUUGGGUUGACAGUUCCUGGAUCCCCAUUUUGAAGAGUGGAAGUGUCCUGGAUUACUUUUCAGAAAGAAGUAAUCCUUUUUACGACAGAAGAUGUAAUAAUGAGGUGGUCAAAAUGCAGAGGCUAACAUUAGAACACUUAAAUCAAAUGGUUGGAGUAGAAUACAUCCUUUUACAUGCUCAAGAGCCCAUUCUUUUUAUCAUUUGGAAGCAACAGCGGCAGUCCCCUACCCAAGUUAUCCCACUGGCUGAUUACUAUAUCAUUGCUGGAGUGAUCUAUCAAGCCCCAGACUUGGGGUCUGUUAUGAACUCUAGGGUGCUUACUGCAGUGCAUGGCAUUCAGUCAGCUUUUGAUGAAGCUAUGUCCUACUGUCGAUACCAUCCUUCCAAAGGGUAUUGGUGGCAUUUCAAAGAUCAUGAAGAGCAAGAUAAAGUCAAACCUAAAGCUAAAAGGAAAGAAGAACCAAGCUCUAUUUUUCAGAGACAGCGUGUCGAUGCUUUACUCCUAGACCUGAGACAGAAAUUUCCACCCAAAUUUGUGCAGCAAAAGUCUGGAGAAAAGCCUGUCCCAGUGGAUCAGACAAAGAAAGAGGCAGAACCUGUACCAGAAACUGUAAAAUCUGAAGAGAAGGAGACCACAAAGAACGUCCAACAGAUAGUGAGCACCAAAGGCCCUCCUGAAAAACGAAUGAGACUUCAGUGAGCAAUGGAGAAGAGAGAAGCUUGCAAGACUCCUCUUGCCCGUUAUUUAUACCUCAUUACUGUGACAGGCUCUUGAACUUUGAAAUUCUUUG